AUGGCUCGGCGUAAGGGUCACGCAGCAGCUGCCUCUGGAGACCGCAAAGCCUCGGCACCUGGAUUGCCCGAAGCAGCAGCAGCUGCUGCUGCUCCAGCAGCUGCUGCUGCUGCGCCUUCUUUGCAGCUGCUGCUGCCAGAAGCUGACAAAGACGGGGCAAAUGGCAUGCCCAACACUGCAGCUGAGGCUGCGAGCAGCAGCACCCCCAGCAGCAGCAGCACCAAUAACACCAACAGCAGGAGCAACAACAAUAACAGCAGCAGCAGCAGCAGCAGCAGCGGCAGCAUUUCCUUGAGUAGGGAGCAGCAAACUGCUGCUGCUGGCCAAGUGUCCUCUAAGGGACUCUCCCCUGCAGCAGAGGAUCCAGGCGGGGCCCUCUCAAGUUCAGGGGAAGUGUCUCCUUACAGCAGCAGCAGCAGCAGCAGCAGCGGGAGCAGCAGCGGGAGCAGCAGUUCCCCCGCGGCCUUCGAGGACUGCCGGGAGACCUCGGAGGAGAACAGCAGCAGCAGCAGCAGCAGCAGCAGCAGCAGCAGCAGCAGGAGCGCGCCGGUGGGGGCGCCGGCGUCGAGCGUGACUGCGCAGAGCGUAGCAGCAGCAGCAGCAGCAGCAACGGCGCUGGCAGCAGACGCAGCAGCAAACGCAGGCAGCGUGGACUUGCUGUCGGUGGCGUUUCGAGUGCAGCAAGACCUGCGGCUGUCGCCGCUGCAGCGGCAAGUUGCUGCGCAGCGCGCUGUUGCUGCUGCGCUGGAGCAGCAGCAGCAGCGCUUCCGCGGCCGCAGCAGAAAGGGGCGGCUGCUGUGGGCAGCAGGCCCGCAGCAGCUAGACGCAGCCACGGGCCGCAAUGCCUGGAAACGGAGACCCGACAGCAAACUUUUUGAUGCAAUUGGAGUUAAAAUGUCUCUUCAAAGACUGAGAGAAAAAAGACAAAAAAAACUUUUCAAAGAUCUGGCUCAAGAAACCCUCGAGGCCCUCCAGGGCCACGCGCAGGCGGCUCUCAAGGAGGCCCUCUACAGUCGUUCUUACUUCGGAACAAAAGAUUUACUUGAAGAGUUUCUUUCCGAGCUGCGGCUCGCGCUUGCUGCACUUGGGGUGUACGUACACCUCGACCCCCAGCUGCGCCAGGCGCUGCAGCAAACUGUCCAAGACAUCAGAAGCCAGUGGAAGACCACUGCUUUGGUCCUCAGCGGCGGAGCCAUGCUGGGACUCCACCACUUCGGCCUAAUUGAGGCGCUGCUCUUCAAUAAUGAAACCGGAGAGAAUCUUUUGCCUUCUGUGAUAGCUGGGUGCAGCGCGGGAGCAGCAGUUGCUGCUUGGCUGGGGACUCGGACGGACUCGGAGCUGCGGAAGGAGCUGCAGGAGGUGUACAUACACCAGGCGUUCAGGGGCCUUUCCCCCAACAACUGGUUUGUGCGGAUUUGCAAUGUUGUCAAAAGGGGUGUUCUUAACAUUGCGAUGACGAGAGCAGACAGAGACGGAGAAGUGCAGUUGACAUGCUGGUUUGCUGCUGCUGCUGCGCUGCUGCUGCAGCUGCUGAACUACCGCAACGCGCCGAACGUGGUGGUCUGGUCUGCUGUUUGCUGCUCCUGCGCUUUUCCCUUUUUGACUCUUCCAAUGCCUCUUUUGGAAAGAGACAAAGACAACAAAUUAAAUCUUUAUGCUGCAGCAGCAGCAGCAACUCCUUAUUUCCACGACGGCUCCCUCAGCGGGGACGUCCCCCUCAAGGCCCUCACUGCUGCCUGCGGGGCCCUUUUCUCUAUUGUCUCUCAGGUUAACCCCCAUGUCUUCCCUUUCUCAGGAAUACGCGCUCACGGCGAAGCAGGAAGGCCUGUGAGCUGGAGAGGCGCUGGCGGUCAGUGGCGCGGCGGUUUCAUUUUAUCGGGUCUCGAAGUUUUCUUAAAGGAGCACCUCCGGUUUCUGCUGCGUCUCAUUGCACUGCUGAACGUCAGCCCCACUCUCCGCGGCAUCAAUGCCAGGUCUUUGGCUCUACAGCCGUACACUGGGGACAUCACCGUCUGCCCCCGGAAGCUGCACUGGAAGCAUUUGAAGCUCAUGAAUGAUCAGUCUUUAGAAGACGUUACUUGGUAUGUCCAAGAAGGGAGACUUAUGGCUUUUCCAAAGCUUCACCUCAUCAGCAACAGAAUGCAAAUCGAGAAGGGCAUAAAUGCCCUUGUUGCUGCGGUCAAUGCAGCAGACAACCAACAUGCUGCUGGGAGAUGCAGCAGCAGCAGCAGCAGCAUCACCAGCAAUAGCUAG
Messenger RNA from Eimeria tenella, 2253 nucleotides. Its product is annotated as patatin-like phospholipase domain-containing protein, putative. Bases 1 to 2253 code for a protein of 750 amino acids. The record is from RefSeq and is a predicted model, not a curated record. The transcript is spliced from 13 exons. Gene Ontology annotation, biological process: lipid metabolic process. Gene Ontology annotation, molecular function: triacylglycerol lipase activity. NCBI's taxonomy places the organism in Eukaryota, Apicomplexa, Conoidasida, Eucoccidiorida, Eimeriidae.